Acomys russatus (golden spiny mouse) is the source of this 1329-nucleotide messenger RNA. RefSeq names its product galactose-3-O-sulfotransferase 2 (gene Gal3st2). The coding region runs from base 1 to 1269 and encodes 422 amino acids. Gene Ontology annotation, molecular function: galactosylceramide sulfotransferase activity. The record is from RefSeq and is a predicted model, not a curated record. Gene Ontology annotation, cellular component: membrane. The transcript has 4 exons. Gene Ontology annotation, biological process: glycoprotein biosynthetic process; glycolipid biosynthetic process. NCBI's taxonomy places the organism in Eukaryota, Metazoa, Chordata, Mammalia, Rodentia, Muridae.
AUGGUUCUGGGUGGCCGGCACAGGGGACCAUUGGAUUUCCUUCUAGAACAGUUCAGAAAGCUGACAAAAUAUGUUGACGGCACUGCCCACAGGUCCUUCCAGGUGGUACUCUUCUUGUUCCUGGUGCUGGCUGUGUUCCUGAUGCUUGGUUUCCUGCAUGUGGACUUCAAACUCCUCUCACCUCUGCUCAGGGACAAGGCCCAGGAACCACCAGUCACCAAUAUCAUGUUUCUCAAGACGCAUAAGACAGCCAGCAGUACAAUUCUCAACAUCCUCUACCGCUUUUCGGAGUCUCACAACCUGUCCACAGCGCUGCCUGAAGGCUCUAGUUUCCAUCUGGGCUACCCGUGGCUUUUUGUGACACGGUAUGUGGAGGGCAUGCAGCAGGAUGACAGCUUACACCAUCGUUUCAACAUCAUGUGCAAUCACCUGCGGUUCAACUUUCCUGAGGUGCAGAAAGUCAUGCCCAACGACACUUUCUACUUCUCCAUCCUACGGAACCCGCUUUUCCAGUUGGAGUCCUCCUUCAUCUAUUACAAGAGCUAUGCGCCUGCCUUCCAGAGAGUCAAGAGCCUAGAUGAAUUCCUGGCAGAUCCGUGGAAGUACUACAAUGAUAGUGCGGGCCUAAAGAACGUCUACGCAAAAAACAACAUGUGGUUUGAUUUCGGCUUCGACAACAACGCCCCGGUUGAAGCGGACUAUGUUCACACGUGCCUCGCGGAGGUGGAGCGCCGAUUCCAUCUGGUGCUCCUCACAGAUCACUUUGACGAGUCUAUGGUGCUGCUGCGCAGACGGCUGCGCUGGCAGCUGGAUGACGUCGUGUCCUUCAAGCUGAAUGUGCGCAGUGAGCGUACCAUCUCGCACCUGACACCGGAGAGCCAGGAGCGGGCCAAGCGCUGGUGUGCGCUGGACUGGCAGCUCUACCGGCAUUUCAACCGCACGUUUUGGACCCAGCUGCAUGCGGAGCUAAGCCCGCGCCAGCUCAGGGAAGAGCUGGAGCAGCUGCGGGCGAGGCGGCGCGAACUCACCACCCUGUGUCUUCAGGACCCAGAGCCCAAGAACAAAACUCACAUUGAUGACUGGAAUCUGCGUCCUUACCAGUCCGGAAAUGCUGAAAUUCUGGGCUACAACCUUAGGGAUGGUCUGGACAACAGCACCCUGCGUAUCUGUCAGAGGAUGGCGAUGCCGGAGCUCCAGUACAUGGCCCACCUGUACUCGCUGCAGUUUCCCAACAAGACUCCCAAGAACAUCCCAUUCCUGAAAGAAUAAGGGGUUAGCUAAGUGACCCAUUCUCCCCAGGCUUCCCUGGGAGCCCUAGGUUUUUUUUUU